AAUAAAACUCUAGAACCAUUUAACGAAACAAUAAUAAAAAUAGCUCUGAUUAAAUUGGUAAUGCUGGUUCUUUCUUUAGGCGCGCUAAUUAUAAUUAGCGAAUUCCUAAAUCCACCAAUGAAGCAGCCAAUUUAACAGCUACGCAAUUCCGAUUCUCUUUCUCUUUUUUCAAUUACCUGAUUUAUCGCUCUGACGAGCGUAAUAGGUCUACGGAAGAAUCUCUGCUGUUUUAUUUUUCUCCGAUCUCCUCCUCCGUCGGUACAUCAGGUGUCACGCAGAGGUGUAAUAAGCAGUCAAAGUUCACUGCACAUGGAGUUGCUCAACAUUCUGCAGAAACUCCUGUGAAAAUCCUUGCAAACUUAUUAUUGUCAAUUCCUCCAAAGGAUGAGAGAAGGGAGGUGAGUGAUGAAGAUGGCUGCCAUAGAGGAUCAGAUGCAAGGAUCUAGCGGGAGAGAAGAGAAGAUUUUUGUUUCUGUUCGUCUGAGGCCAUUAAGUGUCAGAGAAAGGGUUAGGAACGAUGUGGCUGAUUGGGAGUGUAUUAAUGAUGAAACUGUCAUAUACAGGAGCCAUCUUUCCAUUUCCGAGCGUUCCAUGUACCCCACUGCCUACACAUUUGACAGAGUCUUUGGCCCUGAGUGUUGUACCAAGGACGUAUAUGAUCAAGGGGCGAAGGAAGUGGCUCUCUCUGUUGUUAGCGGGGUUCAUGCUAGUGUCUUUGCAUAUGGACAAACAAGCAGUGGAAAGACGUACACCAUGAGUGGAAUUACUGAUUACGCCUUGGCUGAUAUAUAUGACUACAUUGAGAAGCACAAGGAAAGAGAAUUCGUUCUGAAAUUCUCAGCCAUGGAGAUCUAUAAUGAGUCUGUAAGAGACCUCUUGAGCACAGACAUUAGUCCCCUCAGAAUUCUAGAUGAUCCUGAGAAAGGGACAAUUGUUGAGAAAUUAACUGAAGAAACUCUGCGGGACUGGAAACAUUUUAAGGAACUUUUAUCAAUCUGUAUAGCUCAACGACAAAUUGGAGAAACAGCUUUAAAUGAAGUUAGUUCCCGCUCCCAUCAGAUUCUGAGAUUGACGGUUGAAAGCACAGCACGUGAAUAUUUAGCGAACGAAAAAUUUAGUACACUCACAGCUACAGUGAAUUUUGUUGAUCUUGCGGGAAGCGAGCGUGCGUCUCAAUCAUUAUCAGCUGGCACAAGGUUGAAAGAAGGUGGUCAUAUAAACCGAAGUUUACUAACGCUAGGAACUGUCAUUCGAAAGCUAAGUAAAGAAAAAACUGGGCACAUUCCAUUCAGAGACUCAAAGCUGACACGCAUACUUCAGACGUCGUUGGGAGGAAACGCCAGAACUGCUAUAAUCUGCACCCUGAGUCCUGCAGGAAUCCACGUUGAGCAAUCAAGAAACACAUUGUUAUUCGCAAGCUGCGCAAAGGAGGUGGCGACAAAUGCACAAGUCAAUGUCGUCAUGUCUGAUAAAGUUCUGGUUAAACAUUUACAAAGGGAGUUGGCUAAACUGGAGAGUGAGUUGAAAAUCCCUCGUCAAGCUCUUGUUGUGUCUGAUACAACUGCAUUGCUGAUGGAGAAGGACCUUCAGAUUGAAAAGCUAAACAAAGAGGUGUUCCAGCUAGCACAACUAUUAGAGCGGGCUUAUUCUCGGAUUGAGGAUCUCCAACAAGUUACUGGAGAAACACCAAGAAAGGAGAUAUUAUCAACAGACUCAGACCAUCCAAAUGUGGUUCUUGGACAUCAAUACCCCAAGCUGCGGGUGCGCAGUUCUUGGGAAUCUCUAAAUAUAACACCAGAAAGCCCUGCUCAUCAGUCUAGUAUGAUUUCCCCACAAUCAACCGAGCACGGUUCUCACGAGAAUGUCUUCCAGCUUUCAGACUUUAGGAUAGAAUCUGGUGCUGGUGCAACUAGCCCGGGGAAACACCUCUCGUUUGUAACUCCUGUGAAAUUCACUAAAGUUCGACUUAAUAUUCGUGAGGAAGAAAGUCAAAACGAACCGCACAUUCAGAAGAGGAAAGAUCAGUCUUGUGUCCAGGAGGAGAGACUUCAAGAAAUUGACGAACCAAGUGAGGUGGAUUCUGAAGAUACUUGCACGGAACUUCGAUGCAUAGAAACAGAGUCUCCCGGUAUCAUCAUGUAUCCAGAGCCAUGUAUCCUUCCAGUAUGUAUACCAGAUUCAAAGAACUUAAUACCACCAACGGAAAUUCAAGAAGAAGAAGUAAAGGAAGUCAGUGCUGUCUUUGUCCAACCAAAAGAAAAAAGUGAACCCGCUAAAGUCUCUCCAAGUCGUGUUUUGUCACUAACGAACAAAGCAACUCCUCAAGAGUCUUCUAACCACAUAAGAGACCAUACACAUCCAGAUUCUCUCACUAUGUCUCCUGAAAAGCCUUAUGAUUGGCAUCUUGAGAAGGAUUCGCAAACUGGAAGCCAAAGCUGCGGAACAAGCUUUGUAUCGAGUUCUUCCUCUGCUUUGUUUGAGUACGAGAGAGAUGCUAACACACCGACAAGGUGGUAUCAGAAAGAAAGAGCUGAGAGCAACCUGAAACCGUCCAACAUCAAGAGGCCGCCAUUACCAAAGCAUCUUAGCCAGAUGAGCAUGCCAGCAACUUGGUUUGAGAAAAAGAGAAAGCCAUCACUGAAUAGCUCACAGGUGUCUUCCUCUAGCGCUCCUGUUUUUGAGCGUCAGAGAAGUGGUAGAGGUUCCAUCAGCCAGGAUGAAGGUGAAGAGACUGGUCGUCAAAGAGACAAGCGAAUCAUUCAUUUAUCGAUGGAGGACAUAGAACAGAAGUUCUUGGCGCUGAGAUCACCAAAGAGUUUCAAGGACGCUGCAGUGGACCCCAUACAAGACUAUUUAACAUCGCCACUGAACUGGUCGUUGGAGUUCAACAGACUCGAGAUUGAGAUAAUAGAGCUGUGGCAUGAUUGCAACGUUUCCAUGGCACAUAGAAGUUACUUCUUCCUUCUCUUCAGAGGAGAUCAGAAAGAUUGCUUGUACAUGGAAGUAGAACUCCGUAGGCUCAAGUACAUCAGAGAAACAUUUACCAACAAUACCAAAACUAUCGAAAACGGACGCACUCUUACAUCAAUGUCCAGCUUGAGGGCGUUGAACAGGGAGAGGUACAAGCUGAGUCAGCUGAUGCAGAAGAAACUGAGCAAAGAAGAGAGAGAGAACCUGUUCUUGAGAUGGGGCAUUGGGCUGAACACAAAGCACAGGAGGCUUCAGCUGGCGCAUCGUCUAUGGUCAGAGAACAAAGACAUGGAGCAUGUCCGAGAGAGCGCCUCUGUUGUGGGGAAGCUAAUGGGGUUCGUUGACAUGGAUUUGGCGUCAAAGGAGAUGUAUGGCCUCAACUUCUCUAUUAAACCCCGUCCCAAAAAAUCAAGCCUGUGGAAACGGAGCGUUUUGUCGCUCUCUACAUUGUAAUUAAAGAGAUCCAAUUGAAAGUGGUGUAGCUUCUAAGUGAGAGGUACACUCGCAAAUGUAAAUUUUUGAUUUGGGUCUGAGACUGAGAGUCAGCGAUCUGAAAUGUAACUUCAAAAUGCCAAUUCGCUAAAAAUGUGUUGACAUUUGUCUGUGAUUA
Molecule: messenger RNA, 3580 nt
Organism: Brassica napus (rape)
Lineage: Eukaryota; Viridiplantae; Streptophyta; Magnoliopsida; Brassicales; Brassicaceae
Product: kinesin-like protein KIN-7G
Exons: 15
Coding region: 406-3423 (1005 amino acids)
Biological process (GO): microtubule-based movement
Molecular function (GO): microtubule binding; ATP binding; microtubule motor activity
Source: RefSeq, a predicted model, not a curated record